GAUAUUUAAUGCAAAAGCAAUAUGUUUGGAAAUAAGAAACAUAAUUUACCACCUAGACCUAAUUUUCCGAAUCCUGAACAUAUGUUAGAAGAUCUUUCCAAGGCAUCAGCGGAUGAUGUUGCAUUUAAAGUAGUAAACGAAGAUAAAAUCCAAGCAGAAAACUUAUAUAUUUCGACUAAUCAUAAUAAUUCCGAGGACAUUUACAAAAACGUAAAAAUUUACUUGAAUGUUAAAGAACAAUUGAAACAAUUAGGAACAAUUUUAAAGAGAGAACAGGAACAAUUACAAACAGAUAAUGAAGAAAUAAGAACACUUGCAGAUAGCAUCAGAAAACAGGCACAAGCUGCUCUUAUAACAUGAUAUAUGUUCUCUAUUAAUAAAAUUAAUUUAUAGAUUACAACUAUGUUUUAUGAUCUAUAUGAAAUGUAAACUAAUUAUUUAAUUAAUAAUUAUUUUCAUUGAAGCAUCAAAUUA
Molecule: messenger RNA, 474 nt
Organism: Vespula pensylvanica (western yellowjacket)
Lineage: Eukaryota; Metazoa; Arthropoda; Insecta; Hymenoptera; Vespidae
Exons: 2
Coding region: 22-360 (112 amino acids)
Source: RefSeq, a predicted model, not a curated record